GCCAUAGCCAGAAACCUGCCCCUCUGCAGCUGGAGGGAAAAUUGUGAAUGUCUCAAAUCGGUAUCUCGAGCCAAGACCUGUGUCUUUCCUGGGCAUGGAGGUGCAAUAUGUCCUUCUCUUAACUAGACUCGUAGCAGAAGUUGCCAGCAAAUCUACUGAAAGUUCGGUUUCAGAAACAGAAUGCUGUGUGGAUAUGUUGGAUUCAAACACUUCCUGUCCAGUAACCAACCAGUGCAGUCCAGGCUGUUACAGACGAUGGAAUGAGGACGGCAGUAGCAGCUGCAUUAAAUGCAAAAAUGAAACCCUUCCUGCCUCGUCUGCUGACAACCUGACCGAGUGCAGAACCACUGGUAUCAGAGGAACGAAUUUCCCAAAGAAUAUAAGCACUGUAACUCCGUCCAUGCAGAACAUAGGGGGCCCAGAAGUGGCAGCCUCUCUCAUCUUAGGGACAUUUUUCAUCAGUUUAUUCCUGAUUCUGUCUGUUGCUUCUUUCUUCUACCUCAAACGUGCCAAUAAACUUCCUAAUGUUUUCUACAGAAGAAACAAAGCAUCUGUUCUCCAGCCUAGUGAAACAGCAUCCAUGAUACCUCCCCCGACCUCUUCAGUUCGGAAGCCACGAUACGUCAGACGAGAGCGGUCACUAGUGACGUCGGCAUCUGCUGCUAUCAUCUCUUCUUCCGAAACCAGGGUCAGCAAUGUUUAGCCUUCGUUUCUUGACUGAGGACUUGAGGAGUGUACACAGUGUCGAAGGAACCUUUCCUGAAUCCACUGAAGUGCCAGGAAAACGUGGCCAGCAGCUGACCUGAGUGGAAGCCAAAUUACCGUGUCAAAGUGUUUGUGCCAAAUGGUAACGGAGCAGGGGGCUGAUGCAAAGGAACUGAUGUCGGGCUGCAGCCGGCUCGGUGAACUGCUUUGGUGACCUUGAAAUGCACUAUUCCAGCUCUGUGGUUUCGCUCGUCUCCGACAGACGCUGUGUUUAAAAUCUUUACGGAAUCUGCCUUUCUUCUGGUGCGCUUUCAGUCUUGGCGAGUUUCUUCUUCCUGUGUUGUGCUGUGUUCUGUGUCCCCAGAGCUGAACGUCUCGGUGCUGCAGGCCACCGCGAAACACUGGGAUUGCUCAAGGGUGUGGAGUCGAAGGAUCCUCUAGUAAAUGCGAACACCAAGUGCCACUGCUUUAAACUUGUAGGACAAAGUAACAAUACUUAACGUGCAGUAU
Messenger RNA from Apaloderma vittatum (bar-tailed trogon), 1215 nucleotides. Its product is annotated as chromosome unknown open reading frame, human C1orf159. The transcript has 9 exons. Lineage: Eukaryota; Metazoa; Chordata; Aves; Trogoniformes; Trogonidae. The coding region runs from base 95 to 703 and encodes 202 amino acids. The record is from RefSeq and is a predicted model, not a curated record.